Molecule: messenger RNA, 1510 nt
Organism: Teleopsis dalmanni
Lineage: Eukaryota; Metazoa; Arthropoda; Insecta; Diptera; Diopsidae
Product: tetraspanin-8-like
Exons: 2
Coding region: 337-1407 (356 amino acids)
Cellular component (GO): membrane
Source: RefSeq, a predicted model, not a curated record
AGUUGUUCUUUUCAACUGGUACGUGACGCUUUGGUGAAGAUCGAUCGGUUUGGUCAGCGCGUACUUAAGCAUUUGCAAAUCGAGGAAAGAGUGAGAAGCCACACAACAAAAAAAAAAAAAAUAAUUGGUAUAAAUAAUUAAUAAAUUCUGGAUUAAAAUGUAGAACCGUGAUGUGUGAUUAUUUUUAAAAUUUAUGGAAGAUUUAUCUGCGUUUGUGCUGAUCGUGCGGUUCUUAUGUUUUAAAACUCUUCGAAGCUGUAAUUCUUCUUUGCCGUCUCAGCAGAGAUUCUUUUGUCAACUUCAGCGGCUUCAUAGGUGCUAUUCUAUGCGGAUAAAAUGGCUUUCUGCCUGAAGCAUAAAUUCCUUUUAAAUUGUUGUAAUUUUUUAUUUCUGACAUGUGGAACAUUAUUGAUUAUAUCGGGAUUUUAUUUGUUCACGGAUACAAAACGAAUAUUGCUUUCUCGUUUAUUAGCUGCCACGAGUGAUCAACUCAACAAUUUGCCACAACCAUUAUUCUACUAUAUCUCAAUAGGUCUAGCUGUAGCAGGUCUAAUAGCUGUACUCGCUGCCAUAAUGGGUUUUUGGGCCUCUUGCUUGAACACUUAUUGCUGUUUGAGUUUAUAUUUUCUUGCCGUAGUAGUUCUUCUACUUGCUGAAUCGGUUGCUUGCUUAGCCAUCACCCUCUGGCCACAUUGUCUUGGAAUUAGUUUGGAUGAAUCAAAAAUGGUAAAAGCAUUACAAGGCAAUUAUGGUGUGCCUGGUAAAGAGCAAUUUACAAUUGCUAUGGAUUUAGCACAAACACGUUUCGGUUGUUGUGGCAUGAACAGUGAAAUAAAUUAUGAUACAUCCAUGUGGAGAUUACAGGGUUAUGGUCAACGUGAUUGGGCCGUACCUUUAACAUGUUGUGUACUACAAAAUUCGGCUGAUAAACUUUCAUAUUUGGAUCCGAAACCAGCAAAUGAAACACAAUGCCAAAUGUUGCAAAAAUCAGAAUAUGAACGCUUUCGUUACACUGAUACCUGUCUUAACUAUUUGGACAACUGGUAUAGAGAGCAAUAUGUAGUAUUUUUAGGAGCCAGUCUAAUUAUAGCAGUAAUCGAGUUCUGUGUUUUAUUAUGUAUUAUAUUAAAUUGUACAAAAAUUACUAGAAAGAGCGUUGAAGUUGAUAGUUUUCUGGAGAUGCGUACACGUACAAAAUCUCGACAAGGUUUAGUUGAAAAUGUUUAUGAACCAGAAUUUGAUAUGAGUACACCACGUAUAUUGGCUGCAAGACCCAGUCAAAUAUUAACAGAAGAUUUCAAAGAGGUGUAUAUACAACCACGUGAUCUAUACAAGCAACGUCAUAAUACAACGUUUAAACCCAGCUCAAGUGAUUAUAAUCUACCAACCAGAAGCUAUUUAGUUUAAGCAAGAAAUAUAGUGAGGAUAUAUAUAUGUAUAUUCUUAUAAGAUUUAUUAUUUAUUAAGCUAUAUGUUAAGUUCAUUUUUUAUAUACAAUAAACCAAAGUAU